Messenger RNA from Patiria miniata (bat star), 2464 nucleotides. Its product is annotated as steryl-sulfatase-like. The coding region runs from base 1 to 1728 and encodes 575 amino acids. Lineage: Eukaryota; Metazoa; Echinodermata; Asteroidea; Valvatida; Asterinidae. The record is from RefSeq and is a predicted model, not a curated record. The transcript has 2 exons. Gene Ontology annotation, molecular function: arylsulfatase activity.
AUGAAUUCGCCGAUAACAGUGAUCGCCCUAUGUUUGCUUAUCUCCUGCCAAGGGCAACAUCAAAAUACACCUCCUAACAUCGUUAUGUUUCUUGUGGAUGAUCUGGGAUAUGGAGACCUCGGUUGUUAUGGCAAUGAGACAGCCAAGACUCCCAACGUGGAUCGUUUGGCAGCGGAGGGAGUUCGUCUAACAAGGAUGUACUCCCAUGCUACAUGCACCCCUAGUAGAGCAUCGCUUUUAACAGGCCGUCUACCAGUGCGACAAGGUCUCAUGAAAGGCGACAUUCUUCCCUUUGAUGUAUUGAUGUCGGCAGCGUCGGACGCAGGGCUGCCACAUGAUGAGACUACAAUUGCUGAAAUACUGCAAUCCAACGGUUACGUUACCGCUAUGUUUGGUAAAUGGCAUCUUGGUUUAGGGCGUAAUCGUCGAUUUCUACCCACCAAGCAUGGAUUUAACAGCUUCUUCGGGACACUGUUCUCUCACGGACAACCCUGCACCACGGAUUAUUCUGGAUUUAGAAAUCUUGCUUUGUUUUUACAUUUUCUUCAAACCUGUUUCAAAAUUUGGAAAGCGAUCAUGUUGUGCGUGUUGUUUUUAUGGUUGACAAGAUUAUCCAGCAACAAAACAACGGUCAUAUUCUUAACAAGUGCAGCACUAUCAUGCGUAAUGAUGUAUACUUAUUUUUACACGUUAACGGCACUAAAUCCAAGCACUUGUAUCCUUUUUAGAAAUCAAAACAUUGUAGAACAGCCUUAUAAAUAUGAAAAUCUAACUAUAAGGUAUACAAAGGAGGCGCUUACUUUCAUGCAUCAGAGCUUGAAUGCCGGAAGUCCAUUUUUCGUGUACAUGGCCUACAAUCAGAUGCAUCCCCCAGUAUUUGUGUCGGCUAAGUUUAAGAAUAUUACAGGUCGUGGCAUCUAUCAAGACGCCUUGAUGGAAAUGGACUGGAGUGUUGGGAAGAUCACAAAGUUCUUGACAGAAAGACAAUUAAAUAACAACACUUUGAUCAUAUUUUUGUCGGAUAACGGCCCAGAAAUAUACAGGCCAGGUAUAGGAAUCAUUCUUCCUGCAGCGAUGCGGGGGUCGGCAGGUGUCAUUGUAGAUGGACAAGGAGAAAGUAUUUAUCUACGAGGACAUAAAACAAAUAAUUGGGAAGGUGGUAUACGAGUACCGGGUAUCAUCAAAUGGACUGGCAAGAUACCAAACGCACACACUAUAAACGUCACAACUUCUCUCAUGGACAUUUUGCCAACGGUUCUGGACUUGAUAGAGAUUCCUUAUUCAGGGAAUAAUGUUUUGGACGGCAAAAGUCUGGUUCCUUUAAUGUUUGACAAGUCCCUCCCCUCUCCUCAUCAGUUUCUAUUUCACUAUUGUGACAUGCAUAAACCAGCAGCCGUUACGUACGGACGGUUCAAAGCACACUUCAUGCACAGUCCUACUGCCAUUAGCUGUAAUGGAGAGGAGCUUAAUCCACCUUUGCUGUUCGAUAUUGAGGCGGAUCCUGGUGAGAGUAGACCAUUGCAGCUCGAGAAUUAUUCAGAAAUAAUAAGUGAUAUUAACCAAGCUGUGGAGCGUCACCUUAUCACUCGCUUAUCAGACCAAUUUGACAGUGGUUCUCAAUACGACUAUAUGAUGUGGCCGUGGCUCUUUCCGUGCGCUAACUUUCCAUUUUGCCACCAAGAGAUCACAGAUGACAAAGACAUACAAUUGGAAGAAAACGAAUACUAAGUACAUAAUAACAUACGUAGGCCUGUACAGGUAGCCUGUGUUAAUACUAAUAGCUUCACCAUUUCGUCCAAUUCACAUAUGGAAUUUGCAUCGUAGAUGCACAUCCGUCAUUAACUUUUGCCAGAUUGCCGGGAAUGGCGAUAUACAACUGUAUUUCCAAAUAUCAAAUUAAUUUCUGGAACUUGCAUUUUGCAACUUGCGACGUUGCGUCCGAAACCCGGUAUAUCCCAUGCAUGAGACAGGCUAAAAGAAGCACGCCCUUUCUGUUGAGGGAUGGCUGUUCGUCGCAAGUUGCAAAAGUAAGUUCCAAAGAAAAAAAUUCAUUCGAUAUUUAAUUUUAAUUCAUAUGCUAAACAAUUACGUAUACUGAUAUUUUUCAUAACUUCACCGUUCAUGAUUAUUGUUUCAGGCAUAUUGUGCCUUUAAUUAUUUUGUACAGAACUAUAAUUUAAACUGUCCACUGUCGUAAACGAAGUAGAAUAUAAUGGCGAAAUAAAUGUAUUACAUAGCUAAAGGCAAACAAUCAUAUUGAAAAAAAAAAAUCAUAUUGUGCACAUCUAGGAGUAUAUAGACUAUAGGUUUGGUUAGAUAUCAUAAAGGGUCAGUUUACCCCGUAGGGGUUCCGCUUGACCCCCUAUAUGUGGGGUAAAACGGAUCAGAGAUGGGGCCCUUAUACCAGGGGCCAUUCAGAAUUUUCAAUGUUUUAAAAUUUCGACUUUUUUUCAAAAUUAUUUUG